Molecule: messenger RNA, 694 nt
Organism: Hibiscus syriacus
Lineage: Eukaryota; Viridiplantae; Streptophyta; Magnoliopsida; Malvales; Malvaceae
Exons: 2
Coding region: 74-490 (138 amino acids)
Source: RefSeq, a predicted model, not a curated record
AGUGCAUGGAAGCAGGUAUGUAGCACAAUAGAAGCAAAUCAAAAACACAAGAUUAGUUGAGAGCUAACAACAAAUGGCUAAUCCUUCUACUCCCACAAACGUCGUCCUUGGUAGUCGGAGUGGCGACACUUUAAUGUUGGUCUCGUCCACCUAUGAAGGUGUUCCUAACGUAAUUAAGAGCGGUGCAUCACCCUCUAAAUUCCAGCUGGAUACAGAGCUGAGUGUUAUCGCAUCUGUUGUGUAUGCUAUCGGAAAUAUAGCCACGUGGGUCGUUGUUUGGACGGCCAAUGACGAAGUGGCCACUUCGAUCCUUCCUGCUGGUACCCCCGUUGUUUGGAAAGAUAUCUGGAGCAAGCUUAAACGCGACGGUACCGAUGAUUCGUACACCAACAGCUACGGUUGGGUAUACAAUUCAGCGGUACAAAUCAAAUCAGAUGGUGAUUCUCAAACCUUAAUCGCCACAAUCGCUGUUUCCCCACCUGCAAAUUAAGCUAGCUUUGCUUAUUUACUCGUUGCGGCAAUCUGUGGUGCGAUGGUGAGGCUGUCAAAACAUACCACUACUUGUUUACACCAUGCACUUCUAUUUAAAUAAAUUUGACAGCCACCAAUAAAGGAUUGCUUUUGAAUCAUGCGUGUUUAGUUUGUCUCUUUUACUUGUAGUAAUUUCAAAUAUCAGCAUGUGUCUCUUUACUUC